Molecule: messenger RNA, 1476 nt
Organism: Drosophila miranda
Lineage: Eukaryota; Metazoa; Arthropoda; Insecta; Diptera; Drosophilidae
Gene: M1BP
Product: transcription factor Ouib
Exons: 4
Coding region: 92-1393 (433 amino acids)
Biological process (GO): regulation of transcription by RNA polymerase II
Cellular component (GO): nucleus
Molecular function (GO): zinc ion binding; DNA-binding transcription factor activity; RNA polymerase II cis-regulatory region sequence-specific DNA binding
Source: RefSeq, a predicted model, not a curated record
UCGAUGGGUUUUUACAUCACUAACGCGUUUACUUUUUGAGCUCGCAGUUUUAUUGUAAAAAGUGCAAAUUGUUACACUUGCAACCAAAAAGAUGUCGAAGUCGUCGGUAAAACAUUUGAAAAGCACUUGCCGGGUGUGUGCCAAGUAUGCAAGCAUCAAAAGAUCCCCUCGCUUGUUUGACAAAUCAAAUCCAAAGAUGGUUGAGAACAUUGAGACGCUCACUGGAUUGCGGCUGGAGUCUUUUGGAUGUUUACCUGAACUAAUUUGCGAAUGCUGCGUAAUGGAACUAAGUGCUGCAAGCAAAUUUCGCGAGCGUUGCAUUGCCGCCCAGCGCAGUCUCCUGAUGGGACUAACCGAAGAACAGCAAAUGGUGAUACCCGCGUACUACCAGGCCGCAGUCUUGGGCACUGACGUCGAGGAGAUGGAGGAGGCGGACGUCGACAAGAGGGCCCAGCCCCCCGAAGAGAUCGAAACUGUAGAAACUUAUAUUGAUGAUAUAGAACCAAAAGAGGAGGGUGAGGAGGAGGACGAUAUUGAUGAAAAAAUCGAAUACGACAAUGAAUAUUUCGACGUUGCCGAAAACAACGUGACGGAGGACGACGGAGCAUCGCUUAUAGAGGAGGCCGAAUACGAAAGCCUCAUGGCAGACGAAGAUAUUGAGGAACAAAGUCUUCAGGAGACAGAAAUGAUAGAUGCUGCUGGGGAACUUAUUACAGGCGAUGGAAAUGAGGGCUAUGUUUACGAUUCUGAUGACGAAGUGGCCGUGCUGGACAACGUCCUGGACGAUGAGUAUGAGCAUGAGAACAGCGUUGUAAAGAAGUCCAGUCUGCCGCCCAAACCGAAAGUACGUUCUGAUGAUCCACGCCGCCGUGGAACAGGCGGCGUCUACAUUUGUGAGCAGUGUGGCAAUCACAUCAAGGGCCGCAUGGCCUUCGAGCUACACUGUCGUCGCCACCGCGGCGAUAAGCAGUUUGGUUGCGAACUGUGCAACUCUCGCUUCUGCACCACGUCCGAACUGAAGCGGCACAUGCGUAAGCACACCGGAGAGCGUCCGUUCGCUUGCCAGUACUGCGGACGCUGUUUCACCGAUUACACCACUCGCGUUAAGCAUGAGCGUACCCACACCAAUGAACGUCCCUAUGUCUGUGGCACAUGCGGCAAGGCUUUCACCACCGGGUACAUUCUUAAGAACCAUAUGUUAAUACAUUCCGGCGAGCGCGCUUACAGGUGCGAGCUGUGCGACAAGUCUUUCAUGCUCCCCACCCAUCUGAAUACACAUUUCCGUUCGGGAGUGCACAAACGGCAUAUGGAGAAGGCCGGGAUCACACUGGAGAGAGAGCAGAAAAAGGAACUUAAAUUGGAGGAUGUGGAGGAGGAUAGUUUAAUAGUUUAGGACUAGAGAUGCACCAUUAUAAAUUUAAGCUUGGCGCGAUUAUGGAUUAUACAGACAAAUAGCAUUUCAGCAAUAAUGUAAUA